This is a messenger RNA of Pygocentrus nattereri (red-bellied piranha), 3028 nucleotides long. It is a transcript of the gene syt4, whose product is annotated as synaptotagmin IV. Gene Ontology annotation, biological process: regulation of dopamine secretion; regulation of calcium ion-dependent exocytosis; cellular response to calcium ion. Gene Ontology annotation, cellular component: membrane; axon; synapse. The coding region runs from base 246 to 1580 and encodes 444 amino acids. The record is from RefSeq and is a predicted model, not a curated record. Gene Ontology annotation, molecular function: SNARE binding; clathrin binding; calcium-dependent phospholipid binding. The transcript is spliced from 4 exons. Lineage: Eukaryota; Metazoa; Chordata; Actinopteri; Characiformes; Serrasalmidae.
UUUCCUCACUCAUAUAGCGCAGAGACUAUCACCAAAGGGCGAGUGCUAGAAAACCAGCGAGGAGGACGAUCCUGCCAGUUGUUCCUUGAAGAAGAACAACAAGCAGACGUGAAUUUUUAAUACGAUACAAGCGCUUAAAUAUUUAGGUCCGUGUCUCGAGACUUCAGUCGAGAAAAGACUGAAGGCAAGCGGAGGGAUUUUGGCGCUAGAAUCAGUGAAGCGUCGUUUCAGCACCGUGGACAGCGAUGGCUCCUAUGGCUCCUGAACAAGCGCAGUUCGCGGAGGUUCCCGUGAGUGUGGCUGUUGUCAGCAUCUUUGGCCUGGUCUUCAGCGUCUCCGCCUUUGCCUGGAUUUGCUGCCAACGCAAGACCAACAAGAGCGGCACUAAAACUCCACCAUACAAGUUUGUCCAUAUGCUGAAGGGUGUGGAUAUCUACCCUGAGAGCUUAAAUGGCAAGAAGAAGUUCGCUGGAGAGAAGUCACUGGACCCUGCACAGGGAAAAGCAAGCCCCAGUCCCACCGGGGGGCGCCCCACGCUCCACCUGGACCUGGAGAAGCGAGACCUCAAUGGAAACUUCACCUUCAAGCCACCAGCUGCAGUCCAUCCCAAAGUGCGAAGCUCACCAGACCUAGACAUCCCAUCACCACACCCAGGGUUUGGUUCAGCAGGCAGUCAGGAGGCCACAACUCCAGAGAGCAGCUUGUCUAGUCAGACGCCAACACCAGCAGUGGACAAGCCACAGGACAAAGAAGGUGGCCUAGGUACCCUCUUCUUCUCUCUUGAGUACAACUUUGAAAAGAAGGCCUUCAUGGUGCACAUCAAAGAGGCGCAUGGUCUGUCUGCCACCGAUGAACAAUCCUUGACCUCAGACCCUUACAUUAAGCUGACCCUGCUUCCUGAGAAGAAGCACAAGGUGAAGACAAGGGUUCUGAGGAAGACUCUGGACCCAGCCUUUGACGAGACCUUCAGCUUCUACGGCAUCCCCUACGCCCGCGUAUCCCAGCUGGCUUUGCACUUCAUGGUUCUCAGCUUCGACCGGUUCUCUCGUGACGAGGUCAUCGGGGAAACACUCGUCCCAUUGGCUGAAGUUGAUCUUUCUGAGGGGCGUGUCCUCAUGAGCCGUGACAUCAUCAAGAAGAAUGUUAGGAGGAGUGCAGGGAGGGGAGAGCUGCUUUUGUCCCUGUGUUAUCAAUCCACCACCAGCACCCUGACCGUGGUGGUGCUGAAGGCUCGCCAUCUGCCCAAGACUGACCCCAAUGGCCCAUCAGACCCAUAUGUGAAGGUGAACCUGUACCAGGGGAAGAAGCGAGUGUGCAAGAAGAAGACUCAUGUGAAGAAGUGUGCACCAAACCCAGUCUUUAAUGAGCUUUUCGUCUUUGACGUGCCCUCUGAGGAGGGCCUGCGGGACACCAGCGUGGAGCUGCUGCUGCUGGACUCCGACCGGACAUCGAGGACACCACUCAUUGGCCGCCUGCUGCUCGGCACCUCCUCCCCAGGCACUCCUGGAGAACACUGGCGCGAGAUCUGUGACCACCCACGGCGGCAGAUCGCCAAGUGGCAUGCGCUGUCUGAAGACUAGCUCAAGACUAGCUAGCUGCCAAGACAACCAACAAAAACACCCAGGAACUGUCAAAAUAUGAGGGAAUGGGAGCAGGCGGGGGUUGAGGGAAUUUAGGUUGGACAUUUACGGUAUGUUUGGGAAGUCCCCAUCAACUCGUAAACCCAUGAAUUUCCAAGUUUGCCAUAAGGAAGCUGCACUCUAACAGCUGACAAAGUUGUAGAUUCAAGAAGUAAACUCGGGCAAACACUGUGUUACCCGAGUUUACUGGUGCUUUUGGAGGGUCCUCGAAAACGCAUAACGCUGAGAAAUCAUCACCUCACCAAAUCAUUUACAUUCAGAUGUUCUUCAUUCAUCCUCUUGUGACUGACAAACCAACAGUUGAGCGCAGUUACUGCAACUAUUACAUUUAACAUAUAUUAUGUAUAUCCACUGAGACUGAUCAAUGACAUCACUCACUGCAAAAAGAUAGCUGGAUCUAUGAUGUUCAUGUAGUCAUCAGAGAAUCUGUGCAUUUGCACUGUCUUUGUCAAGUCCUGAAGUCCUGAAAUUAUGGUCCUGAAAUUAUGGUCACCAAAAUGUAACAGUUUAAGUGGUCAUCAGAAACUCAUAAAUUUAUUACAUGAGCAGUUAUUACAAACAACACAAGUUAAGGAUAUCACUUAUAUGUAUGACUUUAGCCAUUUGAGUGCACCACGCUUGUAGUAAUCUCAAAAAUUCAUGGAUUUGUGAAUUUCCGAGGACCAUCUGAAAGCGUCCUAAUGCAAGUGAUGUCAUCUGUCGGUCAUUUAGUCAGGACAGGGGUUUCUUUAGAGGGUGGAAAAGCCAAUCAAUGAUUCCAAAGACAAUCUGUGGACACCCCGUAAUGCUUCUUGUCAUAUUUCACACAACAUCUGAUUGGUCAUCACCCUGUGCAGUGCCGAUUGUCAUAAACGUCUCUAUCGCUGUCCGCGCUACUUAGUAUCAAUAUUGCUCAGUUGUAUGGAGAAAAAAAAUGUGAUAAAAAACAUGAAACAGUUACUAUGAUGCUGUAAAUAUACGUGGAUAAUUCUUUUAUUUUUUAAAGAAGCUAUCUGUUACUCUAUCAGCUGUCUGGAUUGGUUUAUUCUCUUCCUUUUGUACAUGAUUUAUUGAUUUUUGUUUAAUUUGCCUAUGUUUUGUAAGUUAAAGUGGUUGGUCAUAUGUCAUAUUUCAGCCAUGUGGAAACGGCCUAAAUUAGGCAAAAACAAAACCCAAACUGAUGUUUAUGAACAAAGGACUGCAUGAACUGAAAACUGGAUGAGAUGUGUUUAUCUGUCUGUCUGUCUGUGGGGUGGGUGGGUGGUGGUAUGGAUGUGUGUGGGUGUGUAUUCAGUUCUGACUGCAGAGAGAAAGAGAGAAAAAGAGAGUUUACCUCUUUACCGUGAGCACAAUGGCAGAAUGUAAUGUUCAUGUACCUUAAUAUAAAACGUCAAGUUCAGAGAAAAGAA